Botrytis porri is the source of this 552-nucleotide messenger RNA. RefSeq lists its product as uncharacterized. The transcript has a single exon. Bases 1 to 552 code for a protein of 183 amino acids. NCBI's taxonomy places the organism in Eukaryota, Fungi, Ascomycota, Leotiomycetes, Helotiales, Sclerotiniaceae. The record is from RefSeq and is a predicted model, not a curated record.
AUGAACACCAAAUCUUUCACCUCCUGCCCCACCCUCUCCUUCCCCCUCACCACUCUCCUCCUAACCCUCUUCUUCAUCUUCCUCCUCUACAUUCCCCGCCUUCUAUAUCUCUAUCUGCGAGCCUACAUUCUCUAUUUCUGGAAACGUAACAUGGCGAAGCGGAUAUCGCAUUUUGAGGCGCUGGAUCUGGCGCGUGUGGAGAGGGGGGAGAUGAAUGGGGAUGGGGAUGGGAAUGGAGAUGGAGAUAGGAAGAGAAAAUCAACACAAAGAUGGACCUGGGAUCUAGAGAAAGAAAACGCCGAAGCAGAAGCAAAAGAAGAAGAAGAAAAUGAAUGGGUGACGAAGGGGGAGAUGGCGAAGGGGUGGGUUUGUGAGGGAGAGGAGAAGGGGGAGGAGAGUAGGAGAAGAGUGGCGGUAGAGAGUGGGUGGUUGCAUUUUGUGGGGAGGGAUGAGGAUGGGGAGGGGAAUGGGGAGGGGAAUGGGGGCGAGGAGAAGAAAAAGGAGAAGGAGGGGUGGUCUGAGAUUCGCAUGGAGAAGGAGAUUGAUGCUUGA